Molecule: messenger RNA, 5169 nt
Organism: Funneliformis geosporum
Lineage: Eukaryota; Fungi; Glomeromycota; Glomeromycetes; Glomerales; Glomeraceae
Source: the annotation of a GenBank genome assembly
AUGACAAACCUUACAAAAGCAAAUCAGAGGGAAAAAGAGCUCGAUGCUGCCCGAUGCAAAGUUCUCCAACAAACAGCAUUAGCAGAAUAUGACUUAGUACAAGCAAUACAAAAAACUGAAUUGGAACAAAAUUUCUCACAGAGUAAUUAUGAUAAUGAUUCACCAGAAAAUAUUACUUUACAACCUAAUGUCGAUGAGGUAUUAGUCAAGAGUGUGUAUGAGAAAAUCAACGUUGCCUUGGCUGAAGCUCAAGGUCAAGAGAAAGAGUACACGUCAAUUAUACUUGCAAGAGCCCAUUUUGCAGUCGGAAGGUAUGAUAAAUGUGUGGAGACUUUAAGUACGGAUUUUGUUCCAUCAGAAUUACCAACAGGAUACAAUUUUGUACUUGUUGUUCAAGGGUUAACCCUUAAAGGGAUGGCUCAUGAAGCUUUAAGUGAUUUUGUUGGUGCCAUUGCAUGUUAUGACCAGGUUGUAAUAUUGUUGUCACAGAAUAUUAAUGAAAAACAUGAUCAAUUGUGGGAUUGGUCUGAAGAGGCUUUAUAUCAUGCACCUUUGUUGAAAUUACGAUUAGGUGACACGAGUGGAGCUCUUCAGGCUUUUCGCACUUAUCAGUUAUACACUACACUUUGGGGAGACAAAUUUAGAAUCAAAAAACGCGCAAUUGUAUAUAAAUAUUUUAUUAAAUUAUUAUCAAGAAUAUAUCAAGAAGGAACUUAUGUUCCACCAAGUGCUACAUCCCUUGACACAAGUGAACAAUCUACAGUUUAUACUCCACAUACGUUUCGUAUUGAAUUGACUGAAUUACAUUCAUUGUAUGAGAAUAUUUUAUACCAGAUUACUACUUUUCCAAAAGCUGGAGAAAUCAAUUCGCGAAUGUUGGAGAUGGUCGAUCAGGUUAUGUCUGAUUGGGCUGUUUUGGGUGGUGGAACUGCUGCAGAAAUGCGUGGAUUAAUUGAGAUGCUUCACCGUGUAACACAUAAAACCUUUCAAUCCCCAAGGAUAUUGCGACAUCUUAUAAAUACUUUGAUUAUAUAUGGAGAUUAUGAAGAAGCCGAAUUAGCUUUAAACGCGUAUAUUGCACUUGUUGAAAGAGCCAAGAAAACAAAAAUUGAAGACAUCGAAAAGCAGAUGCAUUAUUCGUUGACAGAACACGAAAAUGGUGUAUCUCAUGACCUUAAAUUAAAUUCCUAUGUUGAACCUUCUGAACAGGUUAUCCUAAUACUGAUUUCUGGUUCAGAUCUGAUGGCAAAAUAUAUGAAUAAGGCUCAUUCAACGUUGGAAAUUGCACAAAAGGCUGUAAAUUGGUAUGAGAAUGACAACAGUUUGGAUGAUGAUGAUUUAUUAGCACGUGCUUGGCGAUGUGUUGGAGUUGGAUAUAGUUUAUUGGCUACAGAAGAAACUGAUCCAGGAAAGCGACCGGAACUUCAUAGCAAGGCAAUCGAAGCAUUGAAAAUUUCAAUAUCAUUAGAUUCAGAAGCAUUUGAGACUCAUUACCAAUUAUCACUUGAAUAUGCCAUGACAAGGGACAUUAACCAAGCGAUAAUUAGUGUAAGACAAGCUUUAACACUAGAUUCUUCAAUGUCAUGUUGGCAUUUAUUAGUGCUAUUGUUUUCUUCUCAGAAAGACAUUCAAGGAGCACUUAAAGCAUGUGAAGUUGCAAUAAAAGAAUCAGAUUGGGAUACAGCUGACCCCACAGUCGAUUAUAGUACAUUGUCUGUUAUAGGAAAUGAUGAUGGAAAUGAAUUUCUUUCAUUUAAAUUGACACAGAAUGCAUUGCAGGAAUUAUCAAGCGGAACUGAAGUUGCCAUACAGAAUUUUGAUAAAUUAUUUAUGCUAUACGGAAAAGUAUUCCCAGAUUAUAAUAUUAUAACAUCACCGAAUGGUUCAAUCUACGAUGCUACGAGUUUAACCAUCACAGCUGCUACUGUUAAACCCCCUGUUGGUAACAAUAGUGUUAAGAGCUUUACUAGUACUGACAAAAAAGAAGGUUAUAUUAGCACUGAAGGAUCCAUUUAUAGCGUUGGUCACAAGGACACACUUGAUGUGCCUAAAACGAACUAUGCGCCAUCCAUAGCAUCCUCAAGGAAUUCGGCAUCAUCUGGUUUAAGACGUAGUCCUACAUCAACAAUUGUAGGUGCAGCAAAAUUAGUUAAUCAAUCUACUACGCCUGCUUUGCAAGUAACUACAUUAAAAACAAGACAACGUCGUCAACGUGCUGCUAAAGCAUUGACAGAUUUAUGGCUUUCUUCAGCUUCAACUUUCCGAAGGCUUGGAAAUUUCGAGGAAGCGCAAAAAACCAUUGAAAAUGCCGAAGAAGUUGAUAAUUCAAGUCCUGAUGUUUGGUGUCAGUUUGGAUUGUUGUUGCUUGCGCAAGGUAGUUAUACUGAUGCUAUAACAUCUUUCCAUAAAGCACUUGCAAUUGAUGAUAAGCAUGUACCUAGUUUGGUACAUUUAGCAAGAACCUAUAUGGAAACAAAUGAUUUGGAGAUAGCUGAAGGACUUUUAGACGGUGUUGCGAAAAGUAAUGGAUGGAAUUGUGCAGAAGCCUGGUUGUAUCUUGGUAAAGUAUGUCAAGCAACUAAUAGAAUUAAAAGAGCCAAAAAGUGUUUAUGGUUUGCUUUUGAUUUAGAAGAAACGAAGCCCAUUAGGCCAUUUAAUGUUUUGCCUAGAAACAUGGAAAAAAUUGAAAUGGGAGGUCGCGGCGCAAAACGCGGAGCGUUCGUGACAUAUCAUAGAAGAAUAGACUCUGUUGAAUAUUUUUAUACUUACGACUCAAAAGAAAUUAAAAUUUACUCCGCAAUAACGGAUAAUUUUAUUAGAACUUUUAGUAUUAAAGAAUAUAACAUAAUAAACAAAUUGAUUGGAGAUAACGAAAUAAAGGAGAUUGUUUACAUUACAGAUUGUUUCUUAGAUAACGCGAGUCUUUUGGUUUGCUCGCGAACAAAGAAAAAUUUAUAUCAUUGCUUUAUUUGUGAUAUUGUUAAUUCCGAAUAUCAACCAUUACCGAUUAACCUUGAUUCUAUGAUACCCUCAAUUAAUGAUGUCGUCGUUUCUGAAAAAAUUGAAACCAACGAUGAAACACAAUCAAUUUAUGUUUUCAUCUUUGCUUCAGUAAUUGGAUUGUCAAUCUAUUGGUUAACAUAUAAUCCUUAUAAUCAACACAACUUUAAUUUCAUAAGAGAUCUUAAUGUAAAGUUGUUCACCAGAGAUUCUAUUACAGCUGUGAAUACGUAUAAUAAUAAUUUGAAUGGAGGAUUGGAUGACAAACGUGCUUUUUAUAUAAUAGCAGGAGGUGUGCAAGGAAAUAUAGAAUGUUUUGAGAUUAUGAAUGAUGGAUCAGAUUAUAAACCACAUCAAAUUCCAUUGUUGAGAUUAAUUGGAACCUCAGAUCCGGUGCCACCUGUCACUCACAUAGUUAUACGUAAUCUGAGUGAUUUGAAAGAGCGGUUAAUAUUCAUUGGGUAUGGUAAACUUAAUUCUCGAAUUUUUAAUAGAUCUCCUUUGGCUCGGCUUGAAAGAGUUCCAAUAGUACAAAUCGCAAGAGUAUCGUUUAAUCAUACCGAGUUAGAUUGGAAUGAAAUAGAUGUAGUCUUCGGAAAUCCUGGAGCGGAUGUUACAAGAGGUGAAAUCAUCUCCAUGUUCGUUACAUCAGAUGACACAGGGCACAAUUUAUAUGUAGCAUUGGAUAUGUACUAUAGACCAAAUAAAUAUCGUUCUCUUGAUGGUAUAGAGGUGACACAUUACAAAGUAGAAAAUUUAAAUCGUGUCACAAUGACCUGGCAUCGUGUAGAUUCGCUUUGUAGAAAAUCAUCAAAUCUUAAUGAAAUCCCUCUCUUAGAUAUUUAUGCGGAUCAAAAUAAUCGAGGCCUUAAACUUCUUUUGCCUAAUGAAGUUGAAUGGUAUCAAAUCUCACCUCUGCCAAAAGAUGAAAGUGAUGAUGAUGAUGGUACACCAUCAUUCGAGAGAUGGUUUGAUUUGGAAUUUAAUCAAAUUGGACCGUACAACAUUGAAUCAUUUAAAGACAUUGAAACUCGGCGUGAAAAAUAUGAAAAUGAGCUUAUGCUUGACAUAUUACUUGAAAGCCAAAAACUUGAUAAAUUAUUAUAUCCACCUGAUAGUAAAUAUGAUUUGAAACGAUUAUUUGAAGAAAUAUUUAAAAAUAAUGAAGACGAUUUGGUUUGGAAAUAUGGUAUAAUGUAUUAUUUAUUGAGAGAUUGGAGUUUUAUUCCAAAACUAUCUCAAAAAUUUAUCGCGCGAUAUUUGACUUCAUCGCAGGAUAUGCAAAUAUUUGUUGAUGGAUGUUGGGAAUUAGAUCAUGAAAGAUUUGAUGAGGCUGUUAGAUGUCUUUCUGAUCCGAUUGUAAAAAAUUUACUAUCAGAAUUUCCAAGAAUUGAUGAGAAGAUCAUGAAACUUUUCUUAAUCUCCUCAUGUCCAGAUCACGCACUAAAAUAUUCUCAUUUCCGUUGUAUAGUAAAAAAAUCAACGGAAAUAAUGGAACUUUAUAUUGAAGCUCUGAUACGUAAUAGUAUUAUAAAUACUAGCGAAGCAUUAAAGUUUGCACGACAAAACAAGUCAGAUGAUGAUGAAAACGUUAAUAGGCGGCUUUUGAUAAAAAUAUUAGAUAUAUGUGUUGUAGAGGAUAAGACAGAAACUCAGGUAUAUGAAAAGGAAUUGUUAAGUUUAGAAUUGGAUGAUUAUGAAGAAAAAUUCAUAUUGAAAUAUUGGGAAGAUAGUAAGGAACCAAAAUUGUUAUGGUUUUACAUCAAGGAACUUGUAAAGAAUGAAAAUUAUAGAGAAUCUCUCAUAAAUUUUCGAGUUUAUAAAUGGUUCAAGGAGACUUGUUUGAAUAUGCAGUUGACGAAUGAUGAGAUACAAUUGGGCGUGAACAUGGAAGCGAAGAAAAAUGAGGAUGAUUCUGACGAUGAAGAACUCGAUGAUGAUAUUAAGGAAAAAUUAAAUCAUUACAAACGGUUAUUUAUAGGUAUCCAAUCGUUCAGCGAUCAGAUGGGAAUUGAUUUGGAAUCAGACAAGUCCAAAUACAAAUCACAAGACGAAGCGAAGAAGCGUAAACUACAGGAAAAAGAAAAAUUUUAUGAACAACAUGGAGUGAAAAGAGAUAAGGUCGAACCAUUACUGAAAAACCGGUCGCCUCUCUCAGCAUCAAAUUAG